AUGUUUGCCGAUUCGACUUUUUUUGGAGGGGAAGAUAGUGACCUGGAAGAUUACCAAGAUUCCAUCGAUGUUCGUUGGAUCCAGGGCCGCUGCAGACCCCGGCAGGUACGGCCGAGGGACGACCCUUUCUACCGGUACGAUGACGUAGAUUUUAUCACGCGAUUCCGACUCUCCAAGGAUGCUACCAUCCGGCUGCUGAGCCGAAUCGAACACGCCAUCGCCUUCGACGGCCUUCGCAACUGCCCACUGUCGCCCAUCAACCAGCUCUUGGUCGCUCUUCGAUUCUACGCGACGGGCACCUUCCAGGUAGUUUUGGGCGACCUGUGGGGUGUGCACAAGUCAACUGUGUGUCGAGUCGUCCAGCGGGUCACGCACGCCAUUGCUGCGCUGGCAAGGGACUUCAUCUCUUUUCCCACGACCGAGGCGGAACGCAGGACUGUUUCCGAAGGAUUCUACAGCAUGCAAGGAUUCCCAGGCGUUGUUGGAGCAAUCGACUGCACGCACGUCCCCAUCCAGUCGCCUGGAGGUGAUCGCGCCGAACUGUAUCGGAACCGGGCCGGAUACUUUUUCAUUAAUGUGCAGACAGUGUCAGACCAUCAACUCUGCAUCCGCAACAUUGUGGUCCGGUGGCCAGGCUCGGUGCACGACAGCACAAUCUUUGGCAACAGUGCUUUAAAAACACUGUUUGAGAGUGGACAGAUGAAUGAGAGCAUCUUGCUAGGAGAUGGAGACUAUGCCUGCUCCAGGUACCUCUUCACACCAGUUGCUGCACCGAAGACGCCAGCUAAGAGAGCCUACAACCGAGCCCACAUACCGACACGCAGUACUGUUGAAAGGCAGUAUGGCGUGUGGAAGCGCCGCUUCCCCACUCUGGAGUUUGGACUCCGCAUCAAGCUGGAGACUGCACUGUCCAGCAUCGUGGCCAUGGCAGUGGUCCACAAUCUGGCACUCCAGCUGGGUGAAGCCGAACCACCCGUAGACUUGAGGUUGGCAAGUCGUCGACGCGUCUUCUCAGAUGUAGUAGUCGAGCAUGUUCCUGAGCACCAUGGCAGGACCAGUGCAAGAUCGGCACUCAUCGACCAGGUGUUUGCCAGGCGAGCCCGUGUAGCGAGGCGAAGGGAGUAA
Molecule: messenger RNA, 1125 nt
Organism: Ixodes scapularis (black-legged tick)
Lineage: Eukaryota; Metazoa; Arthropoda; Arachnida; Ixodida; Ixodidae
Product: putative nuclease HARBI1
Exons: 1
Coding region: 1-1125 (374 amino acids)
Source: RefSeq, a predicted model, not a curated record